Lodderomyces orthopsilosis Co 90-125 is the source of this 2007-nucleotide messenger RNA. RefSeq lists its product as uncharacterized. The transcript has a single exon. Bases 1 to 2007 code for a protein of 668 amino acids. The record is from RefSeq and is a predicted model, not a curated record. Lineage: Eukaryota; Fungi; Ascomycota; Pichiomycetes; Serinales; Debaryomycetaceae. Gene Ontology annotation, molecular function: protein binding.
AUGUCAAGACUUAAUAAGAACUGGAACAGUUUGUACUCUUACAACCAAGGUACUGUCUACCUACAUUUGAAAAACAAUGACUUGCUCCAACUACGGUUCGACUUGAAUGGACUGUUUACUGAUGAAAGCAAUUUACAAAAUAAUCAACAAGUGACAGCAUUGACACCACCACCAAACAAUUCGACGUUGUUUAUUUUAAAUGACGAAUUAUAUGGGUUAAAGAAAAGCGAAUCGAGUCAAGACAGUGAUAUAUGUGGCGAUGGAAGUUUUUCUAUUGUAAAGUUUGACGACGAUUCAUGGGACAAUGAAAUUGAGUUGGACUUUAACAAAGUAGCUGACUCAUCGUUUUAUCAAUAUUCGACUGUCUUAACUAAUAGCGAUACUUCAGACUUGUUAUACAUCUAUGGUGGAUUAUGUGGACAAACUAAUGAAUCGACAAACAGAUUGGUGUCGGUCAAUGUAUCAUCGGGCCAAGUCAAUAAUAUUACCACAUCAACUAAACCACAACCGUUUUAUGGAGCCUCCAAUAUUCUUGCACCAAAUGUUCAAUCACAACUAAUAAUUGGUGGUGAACUGAAUAGCGGGUGGUUAAAUAUGUACCAGCUAGCGACAUGGGAUUUUAGUUCCGGCUGGUCAUUCAGGCAAGUUAACAAGGUUGAUGAUACUACGAUCAACUCAAGAACUUUCCCUUUAACCCUUCCACUAUUCAAGCCACUCACAGCUUCCGACAAUGUUUCUAACAACUUUCGCAUUGAUGAAGUGUUGAUGAUUGGUGGUGAUCUUGGCAGUGAGGAAAGCACACCAAAAUAUGCCAAAUUGCAAAUGAAUAGUAAUGACUGGACCUGGAAUGCAACGGAAGCGGAAGGGUUUCAACUAGGUGAAGUAUUGGGUGCUGCAACUUUAUUUUCGACAUUGGUGAUUAUCAACUCCACGAGAGAUUUAAAGGAUAAGCGUAUGGUUAGUCAAGGAUACCAGGUCAAUCUAUACGAUGUUGAUACUUUUGAACCAGUGAGUAAUGUAAAGGAAAAUACCAAGCUACUAGAAACUACAAGUGAUUCCCGCCCAAGUAAUAGCUCCAACAAUAAAGAAAAGAUUAUCUUAGGAACAGUACUACCGAUUUUUUUUGUGUCAUUGAUUACGGGGAUUCUUGUAUUUUUUUAUAUAUACAAGCGCAAGAAAUCAAAAUCACCAGAAGAAAACUCGGCUUAUAAUGAAAUUGAUUACAAGUUUGACUACGUUGACCCACCAGCUUCGUUUACGGCUGGUAACCAUCAUCACCUAUCACCACUAUAUCUACAUGAUAAUGACUCAAAUUCAACAUUGAGUGGUGCUGCAUCAAUUGAUUCUUGGAUGAAAAAGAGACAAGAUUUUGAUAGAAGUCGAUUGAGGAAUAGUUAUCUUGCUUCAAAUGAAACAUUACAGACUGUUGAUGAUGAAGUAAGUAGUCGUGCUAGUGAAGAACAUCAACGAGACGAAGAGAUGUUAGAAGUGAAAAAUGUACGGCCUAGUUUGGAUCCAAAUAACCCAUUUGUGCAUAAAUCUGUGCGUAAUUUACGCAAAUCAUUCAGUUUUUCUCAAACUCCACCAACUAGCCCUGUAAUGAAGAAUGAACAAGUUAAGCUCAAGAGUAAGCGAUUGACCAAGACGGAGCAUUUAAUGGGAAAUGCAUUGAUUGAUGAUGAAGGUGCAGAAGACGAUAAACUCGUCAAAGGUGUUUUAAUACCACACCAUGAAUCAAACUCUGAACUUACGUCAAUUGAUGAUAAGAUGGACGUGCAGGUGUUAGUCAGUAGUAAAAGAAGAUCAAUUUUGAAAAUUAUGAAUCCAGAUACUGCUAAUGGUGAUGAUGAAACGGGUAUUACUCACUAUGAGCUGCUGCUGCAAAUCGAUAAUGAAGGAGACGCUACCCAUAAUGAAGAAGCAGAUCGGAGCCAGGGCGACGUGGAGCACGUGAACGACGAAUAUACAAAUCUUAGACAGAGAAUACCAUCUGGCUCGAAGGAGUAA